ACGGCACCAGUGGUAGGCGGGGCUACACGUCACAUGCUUCUGGCGCUUUAGCGACCGUUACGUCACCGAUCCUAGAGUAGUAGGGGUGUGUGAGGCGGAGGCUUCAGACCAGGUCGUGUACCGGAGCCGUGUGUGAGGAUGAAGGUGUCGUGUGAGGCCGGUGCUCAGGGCUCUCUGGGCCGCGCAUGGAGGCAGAUGUCGUGGCUGUAUUACCAGUACCUGCUGGUGACCGCGCUGUACAUGCUGGAGCCGUGGGAGCGGACUAUCUUCAACUCCAUGUUGGUCUCCAUCAUCGGAAUGGCUCUGUAUACAGGAUAUAUUUUUAUGCCGCAACACAUUCUUGCAAUUUUGCACUACUUUGAGAUUGUCGAAUGACCCCCAAAGGGGCCUUACAUGUCAAGGGCUAGAAGGACAAGAGCAUCAGUCUUGGGCAUUUCUGCUCUCAGAUUGGACCUUUUACAAGUCGGCAUCAUCGUUCAUUAAGCUGAGAAGAGAACAAAAUUUGAUGAGCGCCAUCUCUGGUGAAACUGCCGGCGUCUUUUCUCGAUGGACAAGGUCGUUUGAAGCUCUUCUUUAUCAAUAGCCAACCUCACCUCUCCCCGUCUAACCAGCUGGUUUCAGUACCCAGGAGCUCUGCUAAACCAAUGCUAUUUUGGCAGUGCGAAGGGAAGUAUUUCCUUUGCGUGUGUGUGACGUUUUGUUGUAAACAAUAACUUUUUUAAUAUUGCACUGUAAAUGUAUUUUUAGUUUUUUUUUUUUUUAUAUUUUACACAAAGCAGUGCUCGUUUUGUGCACCAUCUUAGGUUCUCUUUCUUGUGUAACUGAACCCGUCUCACUUGGACAAAUAUUGUAACACAAGUUUGUACACAUUUUAUGUUAUAGGGCAAAACAUGCAGCGCCCCUGCGCACUGUUCUAUGCUAAAAUUUAUAUUUUGACAAAAAAAAAAAUUGUGACUUAAAAUGUUGAGUUUCUG
Molecule: messenger RNA, 974 nt
Organism: Hyla sarda
Lineage: Eukaryota; Metazoa; Chordata; Amphibia; Anura; Hylidae
Gene: SPTSSA
Product: serine palmitoyltransferase small subunit A
Exons: 2
Coding region: 139-375 (78 amino acids)
Biological process (GO): ceramide biosynthetic process
Cellular component (GO): serine palmitoyltransferase complex
Molecular function (GO): serine C-palmitoyltransferase activity
Source: RefSeq, a predicted model, not a curated record